This is a messenger RNA of Penicillium cinerascens, 2424 nucleotides long. RefSeq names its product DNA-dependent ATPase RAD54. The record is from RefSeq and is a predicted model, not a curated record. The coding region runs from base 1 to 2424 and encodes 807 amino acids. NCBI's taxonomy places the organism in Eukaryota, Fungi, Ascomycota, Eurotiomycetes, Eurotiales, Aspergillaceae. Gene Ontology annotation, biological process: reciprocal meiotic recombination; double-strand break repair via synthesis-dependent strand annealing. Gene Ontology annotation, cellular component: nucleus. Gene Ontology annotation, molecular function: hydrolase activity, acting on acid anhydrides; ATP-dependent chromatin remodeler activity; ATP binding. The transcript has 5 exons.
AUGUGGGUGUAUCGCCACAAGCAGGCCGGGACGGACGGCGUCAAGACACCACUGCAACCCAAAUCCCUGAAUUCCCUCGAUCGUCUCUCCAGGCCUUUUAAAUGCCCCGGGUCUGCGACACCGACUCGAGCAUCAGAGAAACCUGCAAGAAAGAGACGAAAGGUCAACUAUGCAGACGCUGACGGCAGCACCGAGGAUGGAGCAGAGAAGCCGUACACAAACGAGGACCGACUUGCACUGGCGACCCGCGAGGUCAACCGAUUUCCAGUGUUUAAGCCAAAAGAUAAAGAUACCGCAUUCAGGACACAUUUUCGGAUCCCCUUGAUCAAUAAAUCAACCGGUGAAUACGAUGCAGGCCGGCCACCACCGACACUGGGAUUGCGGCAAGGUGCCACAUUUGUCGCCAGACCUCUUCACGAUCCAAGUGGCGAAUUUGCAAUUGUUCUUUACGACCCUACCAUCGAUGAUGUCCCGCAGGUGCCUGAAAAGAAGGAGCCGGGAGAGACAAAUGGAGAAGAUCAACCAAAAAUAAAAGAACCACUGGUACAUAAGAGUUUGGCAGAUAUUCUUGGUCUGAAAAAGAAGGUGGAGGGCCGGCCAAAGGUGCCGGUUGUAAUUGACCCGAGACUGGCCAAGGUUCUUCGACCACAUCAAGUGGAGGGUGUGAAGUUUUUGUAUCGAUGCACGACAGGGUUGAUUGAUAAAAAUGCAAAUGGAUGCAUCAUGGCAGAUGGUAUGGGUCUGGGUAAAACGCUUCAAUGUAUCUCCUUGAUGUGGACAUUACUUAAACAAGGCCCCGAGGCCGGGACGACAACUAUUCAGAAGUGUGUUAUUGCAUGUCCGUCGAGUUUGGUUGGAAAUUGGGCAAACGAAUUGGGUAAAUGGCUUGGCAAGGAUGCUACUACCCCUUUUGCGAUAGACGGAAAGGCAACCAAGACGGAGCUCACUCAACAAAUCAAGCAGUGGGCAAUCGCCUCUGGCCGCGGAAUUGUCAGGCCCGUCCUUAUCGUGUCCUAUGAAACGCUCCGCAUGAACGUGGAAGCGCUGAAGGACACGCCUAUCGGUCUACUUUUGUGUGACGAGGGACAUCGGUUGAAGAACAAGGAAAGUUUGACAUGGAUGGCUUUGAACAGUCUGAAUGUCAGCCGCCGUGUUAUCCUUUCCGGAACGCCGAUUCAAAAUGACUUGUCUGAAUAUUUUGCUCUCCUGCACUUUGCCAAUCCUAAUUUGCUAGGCUCUCAGAAUGAGUUCCGCAAACGAUAUGAACUGCCCAUUCUCCGCGGCCGUGAUGCAGCGGGUACUGAGGAGUCCCGAAAGCUUGGUGAUGAACGUCUCGCGGAGCUAUCCAGCAUUGUCAACAAGUUCAUCAUUCGCCGGUCAAACGACAUCCUAUCGAAAUACUUACCUGUUAAAUACGAGCAUGUGGUGUUCUGCAACAUGUCUCCAUUCCAACUGGGUCUCUACAAUCACUUUAUCCAGAGUCCCGAGAUUCGCAGCUUGCUUCGGGGGAAGGGAAGUCAGCCUUUGAAAGCCAUUGGCAUCUUGAAGAAGCUCUGCAAUCAUCCCGACCUCCUCGACUUGCAAAAAGACCUUCCUGGAUGCGAACACACCUACCCCGAGGACUUUACUCCCCCGGACUCCCGUGGCCGUGACCGAGAAGUCAAGAGCUGGUACUCUGGAAAGAUGAUGGUGCUAGAUCGCAUGCUUGCUCGAAUUCGCCAAGACACUAAUGACAAGAUUGUCCUUAUCAGCAACUACACCCAGACUCUAGACCUGUUCGAGAAGCUUUGCCGAUCUCGUGCAUAUGGCUGUCUGCGACUGGAUGGAACGAUGAAUAUCAAGAAACGUUCAAAGCUGGUGGACAAGUUCAAUGACCCGGAUGGCCCCGAGUUUGUGUUCCUGCUCAGUAGUAAGGCUGGUGGAUGCGGUCUGAAUCUGAUCGGCGCGAAUCGUCUCGUCCUCUUCGACCCUGACUGGAACCCGGCCGCCGACCAGCAAGCCUUGGCUCGGGUGUGGCGAGACGGCCAAAAGAAAGACUGUUUCGUCUACCGGUUUAUCGCAACUGGCUCAAUCGAAGAAAAGAUCUUCCAGCGACAGUCCCACAAACAAUCCCUUUCAUCGUGUGUCGUGGAUUCAGCAGAAGACGUCGAGCGCCACUUCUCAUUAGAAUCAUUACGAGAACUCUUCCAAUUCAAACCCGAGACCCGCAGCGAUACCCACGACACGUUCAAAUGCAAACGCUGCCGGCCCGACGGUAACCAAUUUAUCAAGGCGCCGGCCAUGCUCUAUGGCGAUACGAGUUCAUGGAACCACUUUGUUAAUAGCGGCGACAAAGGCCCCAUGGCUCAGAUUCAGGAUUUGUUGAUGCGGCAGGAGGUUGGCGAGAGGGAUGUUUCGGCUGUUUUCCAGUACAUUAGCCAUUGA